Messenger RNA from Moneuplotes crassus, 722 nucleotides. The record is from the annotation of a GenBank genome assembly. NCBI's taxonomy places the organism in Eukaryota, Ciliophora, Spirotrichea, Euplotida, Euplotidae.
GUUAGCUUUUAAAAUGGAAUAUGAUGAAGACGCUAGAAUUUUAAGCGAACAACUCAUGGGUACCGAUCCCUUUGGAGAUCAAAGUUCCUCCAAGCCACAUAGAAUCAUAGAUUAUGCUGAAGGGGUUCAGAAAUCCUUCGGAAAUAUUAACCAAGAAGAGUCAGACUACGCUGUAGAAUCAGAAAGUGAAGAUCCUAUUGAUCAUGAAAAUUAUAAAGGAAUGUACUACGAAGAUAAUACUGAAAAAUACGAAUGACCUCUCACUGGGGCUCAUUUUGAGUAUAAAGACAUGUGAGAAAGACUCAACAAAAUAAAGCAGGACAUUAGGCACAGCGAAGAAAGAGAGUCUUUGUCUGAAUCAUUUGAUUUUGACAAUUUUGUGCUUGGAGAUUCAAUAAAGCAAAGCAGGAACCAGAAUGAUAUCAAGCAAUCUCAAACAGAAAAUAAGGAAAAUCUGGCUUGAAAUAUUAUUAAAGCUAAUGACUUUAAGCCUUCUUGAUAUAAAAAUAGUUACAUCAGCCAACAAAAGGACUUAAGCGAGUUGUGAAAAUCUCUCAAGACCAAGCAAAGAAGAGCAUGUAGGAAUAACACAGAAGGGGUUGACCUAAAAUGUUUCCCUACAGUUGAAGAUUCUUUUAAAAAUAAGAGUCGUCAAAGUAGGGAGAAGAAGCCUCUAAAGAUUCUAUUCAAAUCAAAGCCAAAGUUAGCACAGAAUCCCUAAA